AUGGAUCUUCCUCCAAACAAAAGACACAGAUUCAUUCAACAACAACAACAACAUAAUUCAUGUUCACCUUUACCCACCAAAAAACGCAAAGAAUCUCGAAACUCAUCACUUUUUCACACCCCACCAUCAACACCAUCACCCUCCAUCUAUUCUCUACCCACCAAAAAACGAGUCUCCGCCUUUCAACCCCAUUUUCACCACCUCGAUACCACCCCAAACGACGCUGUUAUCCAUCCACUCAUAGACCUCAACGUCGAAUACAAUCCCGAUCUUCACUCACCCAUCCCAGCCGACAAACAAGACACCAGCAACAACACUGACAAACAACUUGUUGCUGAAGAGGAUGGGAUUUUAUGCUGUGUCUGUCAAAGCACCGACGCUAACUCUGAAGAUCCCAUUGUUUUUUGCGACGGUUGUAACCUAAUGGUCCACGCUUCCUGCUACGGAAACCCUCUAGCUAAACAAAUCCCAGACGGUGAUUGGUUCUGCGAACGGUGUUGUUUUACAGGUACGGAUCCAAUAAUACGUUGCUGUCUCUGUCCAACAAAAGAAGGUGCUAUGAAACAAACAAUAGACGGAAAAUGGGCUCACGUGGUGUGUGCUUUACUUGUUCCUGAAGUGUAUUUUGUUGAUCCAGAAGGGAGAGAAAAGAUCGAUUGUUCUAAGGUCCCAAAGAAGAGAUGGUUGGAGAAAUGCUAUGUUUGUGGGAUGUGUGAUGGGUGUGCUUUGGUUUGUUCUGAACAAAAGUGUGGUUUGGGUUUUCAUAUUACUUGUGGGAUUAAGGAAGAUGUUUGUAUUGAGUAUAAGGAAGGGAAGAAAGGUGCUACUGUUGUCGCUGGUUUUUGCAAAACCCAUUCUCAAAUAUGGGAGAAGAACAAGGGGUCUGGGAAAUACAAAAUUGUUGCAGCUGAAGAUCAAUAG
Messenger RNA from Vicia faba (fava bean), 921 nucleotides. The record is from the annotation of a GenBank genome assembly. Lineage: Eukaryota; Viridiplantae; Streptophyta; Magnoliopsida; Fabales; Fabaceae.